Messenger RNA from Salvelinus sp. IW2-2015, 4408 nucleotides. It is a transcript of the gene strip2, whose product is annotated as striatin interacting protein 2. NCBI's taxonomy places the organism in Eukaryota, Metazoa, Chordata, Actinopteri, Salmoniformes, Salmonidae. Gene Ontology annotation, biological process: cytoskeleton organization. Gene Ontology annotation, cellular component: cytosol. The record is from RefSeq and is a predicted model, not a curated record.
GAAAAUAAACGCAGUUGACAGUGAGAGGACGUUUCUUUUUUUUGCUGAGUUUAUUUCGCUCUAGUACGUCUUAGCUCUCAAAUGGUGUUUGGAACUGAAAACCACCUCACAAUACACAACAAGUCUCCAUCUGGAGUGGGAUCUGGGCCCAAUGUAAUUUAAAUGAACAAGUCAUUAGGCCAAGCGAUUCGUACAUUUUCCAUCCCUCCUAUUGAAUCUCAACCUAAUCUGACAGACAUUUUCUGAGGCUUUGGGUGCUCCAGGUUCCAAUGAAUUACAGAUGUUAGCCUAUCCCUGACUACUGCUGCCCUUCUGUGGUAGGAUGCAUGAAAAAUAACUACAGACAGUCCUCGCACUUCAGCCACUGACACAUGCCAUUUAAGGACCGUGAUUCGCUGUCAUUUUCUCUCUCACUAAAUUGCUGMUGAGACACUCGCUCAAGGCUGACCAACGGMGGUCCUUAACCUAUUUCAAAGUCUAGUCUGUCUCUAUCCAAGUGCUACGGUCUUUUGUAUUGGCUGGCAGUAUGUGAAUGUUGUUGUUUCGCGGUGCUUUGAUAACUGGUGWGAUMGUGCAUACUGUAUCAGUCUGUCWCAACCUGGGAAAAUAAUGCUUUUAGCAACUAUGACGGCUAGCAGAGGUGGGCUCGGUCUCUGUCCUUAUUCCCGCCAUGCUGUGUGUGUGUGUACGUACUGUCUUUGAGAGUGUGUGUGUGUAUAUGUCUCUCUAGGCGUGUGUGUGUGUGUACUAUGGGGUCCUGUAGUAAAAUGCCCAGAGGGCAAGCAGUAAUCAUGGGGUGAGGCUAAUGUCAGAGCGGCAUCAAAGACCCUUAACUGGAUACGUACGUUAACCCACUCUGAAAUGUAGGGCAUGUUGACUCCUGCGUCCCUCUCGUUCAGUUUUUCCACUCUGACUGUUGCCUGUCUUUGCAUAGCCAUGCGGAAAAGAAAGCUCAACAAAUGUGGUCACCCAUCCGAGAAGGAAGAACAAGCUCCAUGGAGUCCCCUAACCUGGAGUUUGAGUAUGGGGACACAGACAGCCUGACCACUGAACUCUCAGAGAUAUACAGUUACACGGAGGAGCCUGAGUUCGCCCUCAACAGGGACUACUUUGAGGAGGAUUUCAGGAGCCAUGUGCGGGGGAGGAGGUGGAUUGAGCUGGGUCAGGAGCAGCAGAAGGCCUAUGUGAUGAGACUACUAGAUGCUCUGGAGGUCACUGACCGGGACAAGAGGCUGAAGGUGGCCCGGGCCAUCCUCUACCUGGCACAGGGGGUGUUUGAUGAGUGUGACACGGAUGCGGACGUGAUCCACUGGUCUCGCCACAAUGUGUUCCUGCUGUAUGACAUGGGCAUAUUCACCGCUCUCCUGGAGCUGCUGAGCAUGGAGAUAGAUAACAACCAAGCCUGCAGCAGCGCAGUGAGGAAACCUGCCAUCUCUCUGGCGGACAGCACAGAACUCAGGGUCUUGCUAAGCAUCAUGUACCUGAUGGUGGAGACCAUCCGUCUGCAGACAGAGGACGACAGGCCAGAGUGGAGAACUGCCAGAGAGGCCUUCAAGACUGAACUGGGUUCUCCUCUGUACAACGGAGAGCCAUUUUCCCUGCUGCUCUUCACCAUGGUGACCAAGUUCUGCAGUAUGAACGCUCCACACUUUCCCAUGAAGAAGGUCCUGCUGCUGCUCUGGAAGACCAUCCUGUUCACCAUGGGGGGCUUCGAGGAGCUCCAGGAGAUGAAGGUUCGAGGCAGAGAGAGGCUGAGCCUGCCCCCCCUACCUGAGGACAGCAUCAAGGUGGUCCGGAGCAUGAGAGCAGCCUCUCCUCCAGCCUCGGCAAUGGAGCUCAUAGAACAGCAACAGCAGGCCAAGAGAGGACGCCGCAGCCGCAGGAGUGCCUUUGUUGAUAGCUUGGAAGGAGACAGUCCCUUUCCCAAGAAGCAGCCCCUGGUAAAGCAGGACAGCCUAGACACGUACAACGAGCGAGACCCCUUUAAGAACGACGACGCACGAGACGAGGAGGAGGACGGCGAGGAAGCCGACAGUGGCAUCGAGGGCGAGGUGGACCCCCUGGACCCUGAUGUCAUCAUCCAGCCACCACCCCCACCGCCCCCGCUCAGACCCCCCACUGAGAGAGCGUCCCUCCCCAAGGGUCUGCCUUGGGCCCCCAAAGUCAGAGAGAAAGACAUCGAGCACUUCUUGGAGACCAGCAGGAACAAGUUCAUCGGCUUCACUCUGGGAAAUGACACAGAGACACUAGUCGGUCUCCCUAGACCCAUACACGAGAGUGUGAAGACUCUUAAACAGCACAAAUAUGUCUCUAUUGCYGAGAUGCAGAUCAAGAGGGAAGAGGAGCUUCAACAGUGCCCCAUGACCCUGGGGGAAGAGGAUGUGGAUGAGACGCCCACAGAGAUCCUGUAUCUGGGAAUGCUUCCUAACCUGUCUCAGUAUGUGAUUGCCCUUCUGAAGCUGCUGCUGGCUGCAGCACCUACCUCCAAAACCAAGACGGACUCCAUCAAUAUACUGGCUGAUGUGCUGCCAGAGGAGAUGCCGAUCACGGUCCUCCAGAGCAUGAAGCUGGGUAUUGACGUGAACAGACACAAGGAGAUCAUUGUCAAGGCCAUCUCUGCACUUCUGCUGCUGCUGCUCAAGCACCUGAAACUCAAUCACAUUUACCAAUUUGAGAUUGUCUCUCAACACCUGGUGUUUGCUAACUGCAUCCCACUCAUCCUCAAGUUCUUCAACCAGAACAUCCUGUCUUACAUCAGUGCCAAAAACAGUAUAUGUGUGCUGGACUUCCCUCACUGUGUGGUCCACGAGAUGCCUGAGCUCACGGCUGAGAGCUUGGAAGCCGGAGACCGUAAUCAGUUCUGCUGGCGUAAUCUCUUCUCCUGCAUCAACCUGCUGAGGAUCCUCAACAAGCUGACUAAGUGGAAACACUCCAGGACCAUGAUGCUGGUGGUGUUCAAGUCUGCUCCCAUCCUGAAGAGGGCGCUGAAGGUCAAACAGGCCAUGAUGCAGCUGUAUGUCCUCAAGCUGCUCAAGAUCCAGACCAAGUACCURGGCCGCCAGUGGAGGAAGAGCAACAUGAAGACCAUGUCAGCCAUCUACCAGAAAGUACGACACAGGCUCAAUGACGACUGGGCCUAUGGCAACGAUAUCGACGCGCGGCCGUGGGACUUCCAGGCGGAGGAGUGCGCCCUGAGGGAGAGCAUCGAGAAGUUCAACAGCCGUCGCUACGACAAGAACCAGAACGGCGAGUUCGCCCCGGUGGACAACUGCCUGCAAAGUGUUCUGGGCCAGCGUGUUGAGCUGCCGGAGGACUUCCACUACAGCUAUGAAAUGUGGCUGGAGAGAGAGGUGUUUUCACAGCCUAUCCAAUGGGAAGGCCUACUACAACAGGCCCGGUGAGGGGGGAGGACACGCAUACCAGGGACACAAGCCUACGACUACUGUGAUCUUCAUGUAAAUAUGUGGCAGAAAUAGAACAUCUCUUUGUAAUCACCUGUAUCCAUGCAGAAAUUGUACAGUAACGAUAUAGACAGUAAUAAUGAUGUCAUGGCAACUUGGCAGGAGCAGGCUCUUACAGUACAACUAUGUGGAAUACUGUCACUAUUCUGUCAGUUACGACAACCAAUCCAACCACUAUGUCCAAACCACCAGUACAUUUUUUUCUCACUCAAUUUGGUUCGCUUCUGUGCUUUGUGGAAUAAUUAAUUUUAUAUCCAUGGCAUGUCCUCUUUUGUUUAAUGAAGAUGUACAUUUGAAGUACUGGCACUAUGUUUAGUUUAUGUUGUAAUGUUUUACAUGUGUMUUUAUUUAUGAUCACAGCCAUUAUGUUUCAGUAUGUAAAUCUCAUAGCUGCAGAUGAUGUUGUGGUUGAUAUUUCUAGACAAAAAUGGCUAUUUGUAAAGAAAGUACUGUGUAUUAACAGGCUAAYGAUUAAGUACCUUACUGUGAUUGUUUUCAAUUAAAAUAGCAAAGAGCAAUUUCUCAAGCAAGAAUUUUGCCAGGACUGUCUGGAGUUGGUCUGAGUAGGGAGGGGGAAAUUUGUGUGAUUGGUAGACAGGUUUUGAACUAAUUUACCCCUCCUGUGGAUGUCACCAGGCAGACCAAAACUCCAUCCUACCAAAACAGGAAGAAACAGCUGUUACAUUUAAAGGGCAUUAUCAUAAUUUUCACAAUUUCACCGUAUUAUUCCAACCUCAGUGUGGAAAUAUAUAUAAAACACAGGAAAAUCACGUUUUUGGGAGAAUUUAACAACAUUUCCCCUUUUCUAGAUUAAUAGUAUUUUAAUUUGUGUAAUCACAAACAAAAUUUCUGUAAGUCAUUGAUCAUCAACCAGAUUCAGCUGCGGGAUGAUUUUUUUUCUUCUUCAGCGGAUGGUCAGGGUGCCGAAACAUAAUUACAAAUAAUUU